AUGCCUCUGUCGAGGCAGAACUUUGGUCUAGUCAGGGAAGAAACUGGUCGUGCGGUUCUGAAGCCCAUCCCUGUCCCAAAGUUGGAAGUCGACUAUAUCUUGGUUCGAACGAUAGCCAUCGCGCUGAACCCCACUGACUGGACAAGUCUGGACGCUGUUGGAAAGCCCGGAACAAUUGUAGGAUGUGACUAUUCUGGGGUCGUUGAAGAAGUGGGAAAGGACGUGAAAGACAGGUUCAAAAAGGGCGAUCGUGUGGCUGGAUUUGGCCACGGAGCCAAUGACUUCAAUCUGGAAAAUGGAGCUUUCGCAAAGUACAUCGCCGUGAAGGGGUAUCUUCAAAUGCACAUUCCGGAAGGGGUGAGCUAUGAAGCGGCAUGUACCGUCGGUGUUGGUGUUGGGACCGUGGGCUUCGGACUUUACAAAAUCCUGGAGCUUCCUCCUCCAGAUGAAAGCAGUGACAUCGGCGCCGAAACGAUUCUCAUUUAUGGAGGAAGCACGGCAACUGGGACACUUGCAAUUCAGUUCGCACGGCUCUCGGGUCUGACUGUCAUAACUACCUGCUCCCCAAAGCAUUGUGAGAUGGUGAAGGCCUUGGGCGCCAGUCAGGCCUAUGACUACCAUGUUCCCAAUGUCGGUGGACAGAUCAAUGCAGCCACCAAUGGCAAGUUAAAGACGGUGUUCGAUACAGUCGCCACGGAAGCUACAGCACGAAUCUGUGCCGAAGCAUUCGGAUACGCCGGAGGAGUGUAUUGCAAUGUCUUGGGAAUCGACUGCCCCCAUCCAAACGUCCGGUCAGAAUCCUUCCUUGGCUACAGCCUUUCUGGAGAGCCAUUCAUCUAUGAAGGAGAACUCUAUCAGGCACAACCAGACCAUUUCGCCUUUGGCUCCUACUUCACUCGAGUCGCUGAAAGGCUCUGGCAUAAAGGACAGUGGAAACCGCAUCCGCAACAUGUGGAGCCUGGCGGUCUCCUUGGUGUCCGCGAAGGAAUGCAGCAAAUGAGAGACGGGAAGGUCAGUGGUGAGAAGCUCGUUUAUCUCAUGGAGGAGACAGAAUGGCCUUGA
Cladophialophora psammophila CBS 110553 is the source of this 1062-nucleotide messenger RNA. RefSeq lists its product as uncharacterized. The record is from RefSeq and is a predicted model, not a curated record. Bases 1 to 1062 code for a protein of 353 amino acids. The transcript is spliced from 4 exons. Gene Ontology annotation, molecular function: oxidoreductase activity, acting on NAD(P)H. NCBI's taxonomy places the organism in Eukaryota, Fungi, Ascomycota, Eurotiomycetes, Chaetothyriales, Herpotrichiellaceae.